GUAACAUUGAAUGCGCAUGCCUAGUAGCUUUUACAUGAUUGUGGAGGCUUUAGGUUUUUUACCCGCGCUGCUUGGACUCGUUUAACCAUGGUGAAAAAACGGAAAGGGCGACGGAUUGUUAUCGAUUCGGACUCUGAAGUCAGCGGCAGUGACGAAAAUUUAGACCAGGAACUGCUAUCUUUAGCCAAACGCAAGAAGAGUGGCUCUGAAGAGAAGGAACAGCCAAGUAUCAAGAAUGCAGCCACUUCAGAUUCUGAAACUCCAGAUAGUGGUGAUGAGUGGACAGUGGGGGGAACCAAAAACAAGAAGAAGGUGAAAACUGGAAAAGGAUUAGAAAAAAAGGGAGCUAUGAAGAAACUGACAAACAGGGCCGCCUCGUCUGGAAGCUCUACGAAAGACAGCUCUGGAGAGAGUUCUGCUCCCGAAGAAGGUGAGGUUUCAGACUCGGACAGUAACAGUUCAUCUUCCAGUUCUGAUUCCGAUUCUUCGUCUGAAGAUGAGGAAUUUUGUGAUGGUUAUGGAGAGGAUCUCAUGGGUGAUGAAGAAGACAGAGCCAGACUUGAACAGAUGACUGAGAAAGAAAGAGAGCAAGAGCUAUUCAAUCGAAUAGAGAAGCGAGAAGUGCUUAAGAGACGGUUUGAGAUAAAGAAGAAACUGAAAACGGCAAAGAGAAAAGAAAAGAAAGAAAAAAAGAAAAAGCAUGAUGAGGAACAGGAGAAAAAGAAACAAACACAACUGCUGGAGACACAGGUUACCUCGCACAACAAAGAGAGGCGAUCAAAGAGGGAUGAGAAACUUGACAAGAAAUCACAGGCUAUGGAAGAGUUAAGAGCGGAAAGAGAGAAGAGGAAAAAUAAGACUGCUGAGUUGAUUGCACGGAAGCAACCAUUGAAGACAAGUGAAGUAUAUUCAGAUGAUGAGGAGGAAGAAGAGGAUGACAAGUCAAGUGAUAAAUCUGAUCGGUCUUCCAGAUCUUCAUCUUCAUCUGAUGAAGAGGAGGAGAAAGAAGACAUUCCACCAAAGUCUUUGCCUGUCUCUUUGCCAGAAGAACUCAACAAAGUUCGGUUAUCCAGACACAAGCUUGAGCGGUGGUGCCACAUGCCGUUUUUUGCAAAAACAGUAUCUGGCUGCUUUGUAAGAAUUGGCAUCGGAAACCAUAAUAGCAAACCUGUAUACAGGGUAGCUGAAAUUACGGGUGUUGUUGAAACUGGAAAAGUUUACCAACUUGGAGGUACUAGAACGAAUAAAGGCCUUCAGUUACGGCAUGGUAAUGACCAACGGGUCUUCCGUCUAGAAUUCGUCUCUAAUCAAGAAUUUACAGAGAGUGAAUUUAUGAAAUGGAAAGAGGCGAUGUUUUCUGCCGGGAUGCAGCUCCCAACUCUAGAUGAGAUCAACAAAAAAGAAGUGAUCAUUAAAGAAGCUAUGAACUAUAAAUUCAAUGAUCAGGAUAUUGAGGAAAUUGUGAAGGAGAAAGAACGGUUUAGGAAAGCUCCACCAAACUACGCCAUGAAAAAAACGCAACUCUUGAAAGAUAAGGCCAUGGCAGAGGAAGCCGGAGAUGGUGACAAGGCAAAGCAAAUCCAGGACCAGCUUAAUGAAUUAGAGGAGCGGGCCGAAGCUUUAGAUCGUCAAAGAACAAAGAACAUAUCGGCUAUCAGCUACAUAAAUCAACGUAACCGAGAAUGGAAUAUAGUGGAGUCAGAGAAAGCAUUAGUGGCAGAGAGCCAAAGUAUGAAGCAGCAACAGAUGGACCCCUUUACCAGGAGACAGUGUAAACCUACCAUGGUGUCCAAUUCCAGGGAUCCAGCUGUUCAAGCUGCUAUCAUUGCACAGCUGAAUGCCAAGUAUGGGUCAGGAGGUAACAUGGAGACUUCCAAAGAAAAGGGCAUGAAUCAAAACAAAGAUGGAAACCCCCGAUCAACGAGUGACCUCUCAGAGGACCUUUUUAAAGUCCAUGACUUUGAUGUAAAGAUAGACUUGCAAGUCCCUAACUCAGAGUCCAAGUCGCUUUCUAUUUCCUCCAAAGCUCCCCCAGCAAAAGAUGGCGCACCCCGCAGGUCCCUAAACCUCGAAGAUUACAAAAAAAGAAGAGGUUUGAUCUGAGCCUGGACGACCUGCUGCUUCUGACUUUGCAUGCCCAAUUAGUUUUGGUACAUUAUACGUCCAUGUAUUUUCCCACAAUGGACUUGAGAAGCAGCACAGACUGAAACACCAGCUUAACUGUAACAUAAACCAAUGGACUGUAGAACCUUUUCAACUCACUUGUUUUGUUUGUUUUUGUUUUUUGUGUCUUCUUGAGGUUUACCACCUACCACUGUAACAUAUUACAUGGUUGCUCUGAAAAUUAUUAUUAUUUCAUCUGGAUUAAGUGCUUGUAUGACACAAAGGUCUUCGCACCUGUCUGAAUAAAUCACCUGCACUUUGUUCUUUAAUGAAAAGUAUUGACAUGCUUUUUUUGGGUGUUUGGUGUCUUUGCGAACAAACUGGAGUGUUAGUCUUUUUUAAAGUUAUUUUAAACCUGUAGUAAAGGUUGUCCUGGUUUUUAAGGUUUAUUACAAGCUGUAAAUAAGCAUGUGAAAGUGUAAGGAAGAUAUUCAUUGCAUAUGAUUCUUCUAAUAAAAAUAAAACAAAGCGUUAAUUUGCAUCUA
Messenger RNA from Spea bombifrons (plains spadefoot toad), 2648 nucleotides. RefSeq names its product RTF1 homolog, Paf1/RNA polymerase II complex component (gene RTF1). Gene Ontology annotation, molecular function: DNA binding; RNA polymerase II C-terminal domain phosphoserine binding. Gene Ontology annotation, cellular component: Cdc73/Paf1 complex. The transcript has 18 exons. The record is from RefSeq and is a predicted model, not a curated record. The coding region runs from base 88 to 2103 and encodes 671 amino acids. NCBI's taxonomy places the organism in Eukaryota, Metazoa, Chordata, Amphibia, Anura, Pelobatidae.